AUGUUGCCAAGUCAACGGCUCAAGAAAAAGCCUCACCAAAAGUCAAGAAAUGGUUGCAUCAACUGCAAGCUGCGCAAGGUCAAGGUUGGUCAAUUGGCAUUCCAGUGUGACGAGUCUCAGCCCAGGUGCACAAAUUGCGACCGAUUUCGCUUGGAUUGUCGUUAUCGGAAUCUUCGGCAAAGCAUAUCCGUAUCGCCACCCACAGUUGUUCCUCAAGUUGACACAGAGCCCGCACCCGUCGCCUCAGCAAGACGUAAGCGAGGUCGGCCGCGUAAGGACUGGACCACUCAAGGCCUUGCAUCAGAGACACACGUUCAACCGGAGUCUAGCCAGGCACUGCGUUCCUCAGAUACCGAACUUAACAUCGCUCAGGCUGAGUUGCUGCAUCAGUUCAUCACUUGCACUGGGCCCAAUCUUGGCGGCUCCGAUGACCCUAAUCACCCAAUUGUCAAGUUCUGGUCGCGAAAUGCAACGCUACUCGCGAUCUCGUACCCCUAUCUGCUCCAUCUCUCUCUCUCCCUUGCGGCAUAUCACCUGGCAUUUCUAGCGUCCGAAACAGAGCCCGGCAAAGCCCGCUACACCUUCCUCGCUAGACAUCACUUCACUACUGGUCUCACCCAGGCAAAUGAAGCCUUAUCCGCCAUUAACACAUCGACUUGUGGCAGCCUUUACGUAUCAACCAUACUGGUGUGCUUCUGUUCAUUUGCCGCGGGACCAAGCGGUCCUGACGAUCUUUUUGUAUGUUCUGCAGGGGGUACAUCCUCUCACAAAUGGCUUCCACUAGCACGUGGUGCGCGACUGAUACGAGAGCUUUACGACGAAAGUGUCCUGUUCUCAGGACAUACGGAGCCUUUUGGUAGUAAUAGUGGCAUACCACCUGAAGACCCUCGUCCGACCUGUGUCUGCAGGGGCUUCGUAAGAGUUGACUGGACUGGCCCUGUUGCAAGACUACACGACUUGGUAAUGCCAACUGCAACGUCGAGCAAUGGUGUCUAUGUAGACUCCCUGCAGAUGCUUACUGCUAUCUACGAGGUUACAUUUGGUGAUAACGAUGGAUCCGUCCAAGCACCCUUGCAUCACAAAGCAGUCCUUAUAUGGAUUUACCUGAUGGAUGAUUCAUUUGUGGAGUGCCUACAGAGAAAAGAACCCAUAGCAUUGCUCCUACUAGCCUAUUACGCCCCUCUGAUUAAAACCUUGAAAAGAGACUGGUUCCUGCAUGGCUGGGCUGAACACAUUCUUCGGGCAUCAGAGAUGUAUAUAACCGACGACUAUGCUGACUUCUUGCAAUGGCCGGCUGCAGCAGUGAGAUCAAUAUGA
This is a messenger RNA of Fusarium oxysporum Fo47, 1317 nucleotides long. RefSeq names its product Zn(II)2Cys6 transcription factor domain-containing protein. Gene Ontology annotation, molecular function: DNA-binding transcription factor activity, RNA polymerase II-specific; zinc ion binding. The coding region runs from base 1 to 1317 and encodes 438 amino acids. Gene Ontology annotation, biological process: regulation of transcription by RNA polymerase II. The transcript is spliced from 2 exons. NCBI's taxonomy places the organism in Eukaryota, Fungi, Ascomycota, Sordariomycetes, Hypocreales, Nectriaceae. The record is from RefSeq and is a predicted model, not a curated record.